Fragaria vesca subsp. vesca is the source of this 318-nucleotide messenger RNA. RefSeq lists its product as uncharacterized. The record is from RefSeq and is a predicted model, not a curated record. Lineage: Eukaryota; Viridiplantae; Streptophyta; Magnoliopsida; Rosales; Rosaceae. The transcript has a single exon. Bases 1 to 318 code for a protein of 105 amino acids. Gene Ontology annotation, biological process: negative regulation of cell population proliferation.
AUGGAUGAGAAAUGGAAGCUACCAAAGAAGGAAAGCGGUUCUUCUUCUUCCAAGUUCGCCUUCACGAGAAGCUCCUCCACAAGAAGCACUUCUUCCAAUGCUCCACUUCUGUCAAGAAGCUAUUCCCAGAAAAGCAACGUCGUGUCUUCCAGUUCCAACUCCAAGUGCCCUCCUCUUCCAAGGAGCUUCUCGCAAAAGAGCUCUUCCAUGAGCCGAAAGUGCAGCAGCCUCGCCAAGGAACACAAGGCCAGAUUUUACAUCAUGAGGAGAUGUGUGGCUAUGCUUGUUUGUUGGCACAAGCAUGGAAGUGAUUCUUGA